Molecule: messenger RNA, 1758 nt
Organism: Penicillium samsonianum
Lineage: Eukaryota; Fungi; Ascomycota; Eurotiomycetes; Eurotiales; Aspergillaceae
Product: flavin monoamine oxidase family protein
Exons: 1
Coding region: 1-1758 (585 amino acids)
Biological process (GO): amino acid catabolic process
Molecular function (GO): L-amino-acid oxidase activity; polyamine oxidase activity
Source: RefSeq, a predicted model, not a curated record
AUGCAGCUCCAGCUUCCAUAUCGUGAUUUGUUCUCGAGACCGUCUAUACGGGUUUCUCUAUGUCAGGAUCCUCUGAAACACCCGGGUGUCCAUUCGUUUGAAUGCCCUUGUUGUCCAGGCUGUUCAAUAUGCGGUCCUGGUAAUCAUGCAGCGACUCAAACAGAGAAGAUUGUCCCUUCUAUUCUCACGAGCUACCUAGAGGAAGAAAGCCCAGACCCUCUCUUGGACAAAGGUACCAAAGUAUGCAUCAUCGGGGCCGGAAUUGCAGGUCUGUAUCUCGCGCUGAUUUUGCAAGAUCUGGAAAUCCCAAAUCUUUCCUGGGAUAUCCUUGAGGCCAAUCGAGAUCGCAUUGGGGGGCGCAUUUAUACCCAUCGCUUCUCUGAGGCGCACAACGACUACUAUGAUGUAGGCGCAAUGCGGUUUCCGGAUAUCCCUAUCAUGUCUCGGGUAUUUGAUCUCUUUCGCCGAAUGCAAGUGCCAUUGAAGGAAUUCGAUAUGCGAGAGAUAAACAUGAACACGAAGGGCCAUGAGAUCUCCAGGACUAAAGAUAGCCUAUCCGCCAAUAUUCUCAGUCAAUCCUUCGGCCCGUAUAAAAAGGUCAUGCAAAAGGAUUUCGUGCAGGGGUUCCAGCUUCUGAUGCAAGCAGAUGCAAUGAGCACCCGUGAAUACCUCCGAGGCAGCCACAAGUCAGACUUCAUGACAAUACAGUCUGCCGAGAGCAACACCACCGGCACAGGGACGUUUGAUCAAGCCUUUUCAGAGAGUGUCAUGGACUCUUUCGACCUCGAUCAACCCACAACAGGGUCCAAAGACAGUGGGGCAGUGAAAUGGUAUUCUGUGGAUGGCGGCUCUUCCCUGGUUAUUGAGCGAAUGUGCCAUCAAAUCAAUAAAACCAGCACCAUCGAGCUCGGGAAACAAGUUCGUCGCAUUGCUAUCGACUGUAGCCCCGAUCUGUCGGUAUCGUGUGCAGGCGAGGAAGAGGUUCGCGAUGGGUAUGCGACGGUGUUCAGCACUACUCCAUUAGCAUGCCUGCAGCGCAUCGACACCAGGUCACUCCAACUUGAUCCUGUUCAAGAGGAAGCCAUCCGGUGUUUGCGGUAUGAAGACUCUACUAAGGUGGGUAUCAAGUUUGCGUAUCCAUGGUGGAUCGUAGACUGCGGGAUUCGAGGGGGCGGUAGUGCCUCGUCGACCCUCCCCUCACGGACCUGCGUCUACCCGUCGAAUAUCGCCGAAGAGGACUUGGACAAGCCAGCUGUGCUGUUGGCCUCGUACACCUGGGGUCAGGAUGCCACCCGCAUGGGGGCUCUGAUCAGUCGGUCCUCCGCCAGCUCCGAUGGGGGUGAGGAUGAGGGGGAUGAGCUACUGGAUCUUGUCCUCCGUGAUCUCGCUCAGCAACACCAGCAGCAUGGAAUCACGUAUGAGAAACUGCAAACCCUGUACCGGGAUCAUCAUUCCUUCUGCUGGGGCAAUUCACGCUUUUCGUCGGGGGCCUUUGCGCUUUUUGCCCCGGGGCAAUUCACCAAUCUAUACCCUUCCCUAUCUUUCCCAGCAGCCGAUGGAAAGUUCCAUAUUGUAGGGGAGGCUGCUAGUGUUCAUCAUGGGUGGGCGGUUGGCUCGUUGAACAGUGCAUAUGUGGCAGUUUACCGAUUCUUGGUUCGAUAUGGACAACAACGGGCCAUCCAGAAGCUGGAGAAAAACUGGGGAACCGUGCAUGAAUUGGAUCUUGCUGGUGUUGCUCGUCUUGAUGCGUCGAUUUGA